UUUUCGAGCUGAGCGAGCAGUCGCGAGGCACCUGAAAGCAGAGGCACUUCGCUCGGUGUUGAGGAUUUCGUACGGCCCACAGUUGAAAGUUUUGGCAAAUGUGCGGGCUGGUCGGGCGGCAUGUUUCGGAAUGUGCUGUGUCUGGCGCUGGGCCUGAUUGUGGGCGUGCAGCUGACCGAGCUGUGGGACUACAUGACGCUUACGGGUGAAGAGUAUGAGAGCACGGCCAUUGCGGCCGACACAGCCGCGUCUCUCACCAGGCCGUCGCUGGCCGAUUGGCUGUUUCAUGAGACGCGCGUGCUCUGCCUGGUGCUGACCAUGCCAGCUCACCACAAGACCAAGGCGGCAAAGGUUCGCUCCACCUGGGGCUCGCGCUGCAACAAGCUGAUUUUUAUGAGCAGCGAAGACGACGACGCGCUGGGCGCCGUGAAUCUGAAUGUGUCGGAGAGCCGUGACAACCUGUACAGCAAGGUGCGGGCGGGGCUCGCCUAUGCCUACGAGCAUUACGUGGAGGAUUAUGACUGGUUUCUCAAGGCGGACGACGACACCUAUGUGAUAAUGGAGAAUCUGAGAAUGUUCCUCUACCCGUUCGACCCGGAGGCGGCUGUCUUCUUUGGCCAUCGGUUUCGCACUUCAUAUCCGCACGGCUACAUGUCCGGCGGUGCUGGCUAUGUGCUCAGUCGCGAUGCACUGCGUCGCUUGAACCUCUUCGCGCUGAACAAUACAAAAUUCUGUCCGCUGAAUACCUAUUCAGAGGACAGACAAAUUGGUUACUGCUUGCUAAAUGUGGGCGUAACCGCCGGAGACUCCAGGGAUGAGCACGGCCGCGAGAGAUUCCUGCCCCUUCAUCCCAGGCACUUGAUGCCGAGCAUACAAAACGGCACUUGGCUGACGACCUACUCCUACUUCACGCCGAAUAUGAGCGAUUGCUGUUCCGAGACGGCCAUUAGUUUCCACUACACCAAAAUGCAUGAUUAUGAUAGGUAUGAGUUCUUCUUGUACCACCUCCGGGCCUUGGGGCUCCCAGAGAAGCCGACUGUGCUGCCAACGAAACUAACCUAUGAGCAGAUGGAGCAAAAGCUCGACUUCUGGAAUCAACAAGAAACGGACCAAACUGUGCCACUUAGUUGAUAGCUCAGCUUGAAUAUUUCCAAGUAUCAAUUGCAAGAAUUAAGUCCA
Drosophila arizonae is the source of this 1179-nucleotide messenger RNA. Its product is annotated as glycoprotein-N-acetylgalactosamine 3-beta-galactosyltransferase 1-like. Gene Ontology annotation, molecular function: N-acetylgalactosaminide beta-1,3-galactosyltransferase activity. The record is from RefSeq and is a predicted model, not a curated record. NCBI's taxonomy places the organism in Eukaryota, Metazoa, Arthropoda, Insecta, Diptera, Drosophilidae. Gene Ontology annotation, cellular component: membrane.